Nymphalis io (European peacock) is the source of this 593-nucleotide messenger RNA. RefSeq names its product protein SREK1IP1-like. Gene Ontology annotation, molecular function: zinc ion binding; nucleic acid binding. NCBI's taxonomy places the organism in Eukaryota, Metazoa, Arthropoda, Insecta, Lepidoptera, Nymphalidae. The transcript has 3 exons. The record is from RefSeq and is a predicted model, not a curated record. Bases 92 to 508 code for a protein of 138 amino acids.
GUAAACGUCAAAAAGUUGUUAGUGGGCAACUUGAAUUUGUUUGCGAUUAAAUUACUCAUUUAACAGUGCCUUUAACAUAAUAUAAUUAAAAAUGUCUAAUUAUACAGAUUUAGUAAGUAAAAUGGGCAAAGAUAGUUCUAGGGCAGCGUGCAAGAAGUGCGGUUAUGCAGGACACUUAACUUUCCAAUGCAGAAACUUUAUAAAAGUGGACCCCAACAAAGAGAUCGUUCUAGAUGUAAGCAGUACAAGUAGCGACACUGAGGAAGAAUAUGCUACUCCUCUGCAAACUUUAAGAGAAGCUGAAUUAAGACAGAAGUUGCAAGAAAAGUUACAGAAGGCAAAAGAAAAAAAGAAGAGUAAAAAAAGAAAGAGAUCUAGAUCAUCAAGUACUUCCUCGUCAAGCAGUAGCUCAUCAUCAUCAGAGAGCAGCGAUUCAGAUAAAAAAAAGAAGAAACACAAGAAGAAAACGAAAAAGUCUAAAAAAUCUCAUAAAAAGAGUAAAAAGUGAUUAAAAAAUUGAUUAAAGAUUUUUUAAUGUUUCUGCAACAAUGUUUAAGAUUGUGUUCAAUAAUAAAUUGCCAUAAAUAUAUUGA